Messenger RNA from Lacerta agilis (Sand lizard), 2961 nucleotides. RefSeq names its product hemicentin-1-like. The record is from RefSeq and is a predicted model, not a curated record. The transcript is spliced from 14 exons. The coding region runs from base 1 to 2961 and encodes 986 amino acids. Lineage: Eukaryota; Metazoa; Chordata; Lepidosauria; Squamata; Lacertidae.
AUGUAUAAUGUAUUACUGGAGUGGGAAGUCAAAGAUGAGAUGGUCAAGGAAACCAUGAUCAAGUGGGCAAAAGAUCUAGGGAAGACAAUCGAACUUGAAAAAUGGGAAGGGCUGUGGAAAGAAUCGUGGAAAUUUACGGCGGCACAAGGGAUCAGGGAAAACCUAAUCAAGAUGUUCUACAGGUGGUACAUGACGCCAACUCUCCCACGCCUAACACUCGGCCCCACAGAAGUGGUGCUGGGCAAACCAAGCAACUUGACAUGUGCAGCAUCCGACUAUUACCCUGCCCGUCUCUCUGUGAAGUGGCUGCGAGGCAGUGAGACUCUGAAAGUUGACUCGCCCGCUGGCAAGCCUGGGUCCAACUACCUCUUCUAUGCAGAGAGUGUCCUGGAGUUCACGCCACAGAUCUCCGACGCUGGUGUUACUUUCUCGUGCCUCAUCCAACACCAAGCAGCAAAAGACCCAAUCAGUCAAGAUUUUGAGCUGGUUGUGGUAGCUCCCCCACGCCUAACACUCGGCCUCACAGACGUAGAGAUGGGCGAACCAAGCAACUUGAUGUGCGCAGCUUCUGACUUUUACCCUGGCAAUGUCUCUGUGAAGUGGCUGCGAGGCAGUGAGACUCUGAAAGUUGACUCGCCGCCUGUCCAGCCUGGGCCAAAUGGUCUCUUCUAUGCAGAGAGUGUCCUGGAGUUCACGCCACAAAUCUCUGACGCUGGUGUUACCUUCUCGUGCCUCAUCCAACACCAAGCGGUGAAACACCCAAUCAGUCAAGAUUUUGAGCUCAAGGUGCACGCUCGCCCAGAACUUCAUAUGGUCACCAGGCCACCAGGGAAGACGUUCUUGGUAGCUGAGUGCCUAGUAUGUGGGUUUUACCCACAAAACAUUAAAGUGCAGUGGCUGCAAAAUGGGAAGCGGAUACAAGAGAGAAUAUACGAGUCAGAACUUGUACAUAAUCCUAAUGGGACAUUCUCAACUGGAAGUGUCUUCUUCCCAAAGCAGGGCCUUUUUGCAGUCAAUUAUACCUGCCAGGUACAACAUGAAGCACUGGAGGCACCACUGAAGGAGAUGAUCCCAUGGGAGCCAGAAGCUCCAGGAUACUUUGGAUCACCGAUGACCUGGCUGCUAGGAUCUGUGGGACAUCUUGUGGGACUUGGCAUUGGAGUUGGAGUGACGUUGAUAUACCUAAGACGCAGAGCAGCCAAGUACGACCAAGCUGCGCCGAAUGACCAAACCCUCCUGAAGAAGAUGUCGAAAGGUGCAUGGGCAGCCGUGAUAAUCCAAGUCCCUUCAACCCCAGUCCAGGCCGGGCCACGCUCUAAUGCAUACAUGCCUUGCUACUUCACUUUAGACCCUCCCAGGACCAUAAAUGCUAGUAUCCUGAAACUCUCCUCUCUCCCUCCAGCUCUCCCACGCCUAACACUCGGCCCCACAGAAGUGGUGCUGGGCAAACCAAGCAACUUGACAUGUGCAGCAUCCGACUAUUACCCUGCCCGUCUCUCUGUGAAGUGGCUGCGAGGCAGUGAGACUCUGAAAGUUGACUCGCCCGCUGGCAAGCCUGGGUCCAACUACCUCUUCUAUGCAGAGAGUGUCCUGGAGUUCACGCCACAGAUCUCCGACGCUGGUGUUACUUUCUCGUGCCUCAUCCAACACCAAGCAGCAAAAGACCCAAUCAGUCAAGAUUUUGAGCUGGUUGUGGUAGCUCCCCCACGUCUAACACUCGGCCUCACAGACGUAGAGAUGGGCGAACCAAGCAACUUGAUGUGCGCAGCUUCCGACUUUUAUCCUGGCAAUGUCUCUGUGAAGUGGCUGCGAGGCAGUGAGACUCUGAAAGUUGACUCACCGCCUGUCCAGCCCGGGCCCAAUGGUCUCUUCUAUGCAGAGAGUGUCCUGGAGUUCACGCCACAAAUCUCUGAUGCUGGUGUUACCUUCUCGUGCCUCAUCCAACACAAAGCGGUGAAAGACCCAAUCAGUCAAGAUUUUGAGCUCAAGGUGCAAGCUCGCCCAGAACUUCAUAUGGUCACCAGGCCACCAGGGAAGACGUUCUUGGUAGCUGAGUGCCUAGUAUGUGGGUUUUACCCACAAAACGUUACAGUGCAGUGGCUACAAAAUGGGAAGCCGAUACAAGAGAGAAUAUAUGAGUCGGAAUUUGUAAAGAAUCCUAAUGAAACGUUCUCAACCGGAAGCGUCUUCUUCCCAAAGCAGGGCCUUUUUGCAGCCAAUUAUACCUGCCGGGUACAACACGAAGCAUUGGAGGCACCACUGGAGGAGACGAUCCCCUGGGAGCCAGAAGGGGCAGCUGUGAUAAUCCAAGUCCCUUCAUCCCCAGUCCAGGCAGGGCCACACUCUGAUGUAUACCUGCCUUGCCAUUUCUCCUUAGACCCUCCCAGGCCCAUAAAUGUUGAUUUCCUGAUUGUGACAUGGUGGCUGAGAGGAAGAACCGUUGCAAAGUUUGAUACCAACACCACAGCGUCUAGACCAAGGGGAGCAGUGCUUGAUGCGAUGCGGCUGCAAGAGGGCAAUGCCACCCUCUACCUCCAAGAUGUAAGGGAUGAGGAUGCUGGGGAGUAUAUAUGUUUUGUUCUGCAUACUCCUGACACUGCUGAAAGGAAGGUGGCAUUGAAAAUAGAAGCUCCCCCACGCCUAACACUCGGCCCCACAGAAGUGCUGCUGGGCAAACCAAGCAACUUGACAUGUGCAGCAUCCAACUUUUACCCUGGCAAUGUCUCUGUGAAGUGGCUGCGAGGCAGUGAGACUCUGAAAGUUGACUUGCCGCCUGUCCAGCCCGGGCCCAAUGGUCUCUUCUAUGCAGAGAGUGUCCUGGAGUUUACGCCACAAAUCUCUGACGCUGGUGUUACCUUCUCGUGCCACAUCCAACACCAAGCGGUGAAAGACCCAAUCAGUCAAGAUUUUGAGCUCAAGGUGCACGGACCUGUAGUGCGGUCCGUCUGGCGCCUCCCUUGA